Messenger RNA from Cheilinus undulatus (humphead wrasse), 2317 nucleotides. RefSeq lists its product as uncharacterized. The transcript is spliced from 4 exons. NCBI's taxonomy places the organism in Eukaryota, Metazoa, Chordata, Actinopteri, Labriformes, Labridae. The record is from RefSeq and is a predicted model, not a curated record. Bases 223 to 1749 code for a protein of 508 amino acids. Gene Ontology annotation, molecular function: sequence-specific DNA binding.
GUGGAUGCAGGAGCAUGUUCGUUAAGACUCGCGUUAUUGAGGCUGUUUUAAACCCCAAAUCAAAGCUUUAAACAGCAGGCAUGUUUUCUUUCUCCGCUAUAUUAAUGUAACUGUAAUUCAAUGCUAAGAUGAAACAUCCGCAGCAGUCUAUUUAUUCAUGCUUAUUGAUGUGUUCACCUCUCUUGACUCUCACUAACGUCAAUUACCAGUCCCUGUCUAAUUAUGUCGGAUUCUUAUAAUCCUGAGUGUAUCUCUAAGAGCAUGGAGACCAGGAGGAAAUUUGACUUUAAAUUCAAAGAGACAGUCCUGCAGUAUGCAGAGAAGACAUCAGGAGAACAAGCUGCCAGGUUCUUUAACAUCGACCCUAAAAGGAUAAGGGACUGGAGGAAACAGAGGGCCAAACUGCUGCUGGCUGACCAGAGGAGAGCACGGCUGACCGGAGGAGGGAGGAAGAAGGUCAGCCUGGAGCUGGAGAAAAGGCUCUCUCAAUGGAUUUAUUCAAUGAGGGAAAAACAGAAGAGGGUGUCAAGAAAAAUAAUAAGAGCUAAAGCACUGGAGAUCUACCCGUUAGUAAGUGAUGGAGGCAAGACGUUUGUGGCUAGCAGAGGCUGGCUUCAAGGAUUUUUACAGCGCAAUGGCUUAAUACGUCAAAGCUCCUCCACCACUGACCAGAGAGACCCAAAUCAAUCCAUCAGGACACCUGCGGAGCAGUCAGACAUAGCUUCAACCCCCAACGACUUAAAAAACAUUAUAAUUAAAGAGGAGCAGCAGGAGUGGAGCCCAGCUCUGGAGCUGGAGAGCACUGAGCCUCAACGUAUCAAAGAGGAGCAGCAGGAACUGUGGAGCAGACAGGAGGGAGAGCAGCUUCAAGGACUGGAGGAAGCUGAAACCAUCAAGUUCCCUUUCACUCCUGUUCAUGUAAGGAUUGGGGAUGGAGUGAAUCAUCAGUCCUCACAGUUUCCCCAAAGACCUACUGAGCAGACGGAAACAGGAGCUGAUGAUGGAGAGGACUGUGGAGGACUAGAAUCAGCCAGAGACUCAGACUCAGAGAUAAACUCACAAUCAGAAACAGAGGUCAAGACUGAGGACACCUUUGAUUCAGAUACUGACAACAGUGAGGAUGAUUGGAAGGAGACAGUGGCUCAUCAGUCAGUUGAUGAAUGCAAGAGGGAAUGGAAGACUUGUUCAGAUGCUUUUGUUAAAAACAAGAAGCAGAAAAAUCUGUUGAGUAACACCACUGGUGGCACCAAGAAGGAGUGGGAAUAUGACACUGAAAUAAAUUCCCAUCCACCUCACGAGCAAAGCAGAAGCUCAAGAAACACCCUGCAGCUGCAGAAAGGAGGAUCCCUUUUACCACCUACAGUGGAGAAACAGCUUCUAGACAUAAUCAGACAACCUCUGACUACUCCUGCCCCACAUGUCCCCUCCCAAGAUGAGGAGAUGUUUUAUUUUGCUCUUAGCUUGGUGCCCCAGCUGAACAGGCUGUCCCGUGCAACACAGACACAGGCCAAAAUUCAUAUCCUCGCAUAUCUAGCUGGGUUAGAAGCACAAGAGCAGGGGCAGCUUCCACCACAACGCCCACUGACUGUCCAAUCAUCGAACCAGCAGCCGCUAAAUCCUCCACCCGCAACAUUUCACACCUUCCAGCACACAUCUGUCUACCAGCAAGGCCAACCAACAGAGCCUCCCCUGAGAGCAGACCAACAAGGAUCACAAAGAUCUUACAUGGACUACUGGCAAGACCACUGAAAUACAACUUAUCAGUUCAGUUAACUGCUACAGCCUCAGCUUGUCUUCAGUGGCUGUGCUUGACACAUUUGAUUGAUAUUAGAAGACUCAGUUUAUGACAAAUGUGAAUAAUUUGUUUAGUCAACAAGUUAUUCUAACAGUUGCUCCGUAGACUUCCCUACCACUAGUUUAAGUUUGUAGUUUUUCUUUCAAUUUAUAUCAUAUUUUCAUGGUUUCCAUUUUUGUGAUACAAGUGAUACAUUAAAAAUAUGUUGUCUUUUGAAAAAAAAAAAAAAAAUGAGCCAAUAUCAUCAUAAGGUGCCUUUGAGACUUCCUCAUUUCCAAAAGAAAAAGCUGAGAUUUUCCAUUGAACUUCAUAUUCAUUGUAUGAAGUAGAUGUUAUACUGUUAGAAAUGCAUGUUGGUCAAGCUCAAAGACUUUUUAUUAAUUAACUGCAAGCACAGCUGCAAACAGCAAAAUAUGUCCACCCUGUCAUGGACAAAUUCAAAGUAGAAUAACUACAUUGUAAUUAAAUAGUGAUUAUAAAAUGUACAUUUUCAGAAAGCUGUUUGGUCUCUUUGUCAACAGU